GGCACCUUCAAAGGGUCCUGAUUCACGUGCGUCACAUAGACAACACGUUCCGAUGAUGCCCAGCAGAGCAGCACAUCUCUUACAAAAGCCUGCUGCUAGAAGAUCUGUUUUAUCGAGUUUCGGGUCUUCUUUCCCUGUGUCUACACCAUCACGUUGUUCCCUAGAAUUUUCUCCAGAGUUAUCUGCUGGUCCAGCAUGGGGAAAAGAAGCAGGCAGAGGCAGAAAAACCAGAAUGCUAGCAGAGACGACAGAGACAACGCAGGCUGGGGAGCCGGCUAUGCUGACAUCAUCAAGGAGAACAAGUUGUUUGAGCACUACUACAAGGAACAAGGUCUGAUACCUGAGGGAGAGUUUCACCAGUUCAUGGAGGCCAUGAGGGAGCCGCUGCCUGCAACCAUCCGCAUCACUGGAUAUAAGAGCCAUGCUAAGGAGAUCCUCCACUGUCUGAAGGAAAAAUACUUCAAGGAUAUUCAGGAGCUGGAAAUCGACGGCCAGAAGAUUGAAGCUCCACAGCCUCUCAGCUGGUAUCCUGAUGAGCAGGCCUGGCACACCAACAUGAGCAGGAAACUCAUUAGGAAGUCUCCCCUGCUGGAAAAGUUUCAUCAAUUCUUGGUCAGCGAGACGGAGUCUGGUAACAUCAGCAGACAGGAAGCCGUCAGCAUGAUCCCUCCUCUGCUCCUGAAGAUUGAGUCCCAUCACAAGAUCCUGGAUAUGUGUGCAGCUCCUGGUUCAAAGACGGCUCAGCUUAUUGAGAUGCUUCACUCUGACAUGGAUGUGCCAUUUCCAGAGGGCUUUGUGAUUGCCAACGACGUGGACAACAAGCGCUGCUACCUUCUCGUGCACCAGGCCAAGCGUCUCAACAGUCCCUGCAUCAUGGUGGUGAACCACGACGCCUCUUGCAUCCCCAUGCUUCAGAUCGACUCUGACGGCAAGAAGGACAUCCUGUUCUAUGACCGUGUCCUGUGUGACGUUCCCUGCAGCGGAGAUGGGACCAUGAGAAAAAACAUAGAUGUGUGGAAGAAAUGGACGACCAGCAACAGCCUGCACCUCCACGGGCUGCAGCUGCGUAUUGCCGUGCGUGGCGUUGAGCAGCUGGCUGUAGGGGGGAGGAUGGUGUACUCCACCUGUUCACUCAACCCUAUAGAGGAUGAAGCUGUCAUAGCGGCACUGCUGGAGAAGAGUGAAGGAGCACUGGAGCUGGAAGACGCAUCUGCUGACCUGCCAGGACUCAAGUGGAUGCCCGGGGUCACUUCCUGGAAGCUGAUGACCAAAGAAGGCAAGUGGUUCUCUGAUUGGUCCGAGGUUCCCAGCAGCCGUCACACUCAGAUCCGUCCUACCAUGUUUCCACCAAAAGACCCAGAGAAGUUGGCCAGCAUGCACUUGGAGAGAUGUAUGAGGAUUCUGCCUCAUCACCAGAACACUGGAGGUUUCUUUGUGGCUGUGCUGGUGAAGAAAGCCCCCAUGCCGUGGAACAAAAGAUAUCCCAAGCUGAGGAAGAGCGCUUCAGCUCAAACUGGAGGCUCACCAGCAGCCUCCUCCCCAGCAGACACCCCCCACCUGCUCCCUGAGGCCUCACCGGAGGAGAUGGAGGAAGGAGGCCCAGGAGGAAAAGUAGACGGGGAGGCGAAGACCACAGGAGCUCCUUCGGCUCAGGAGGCUACUGGUAAACUAGAUGCGGUGUGUGGACCUCCACCAUCUAAAAAGCUGAGGCUGUUUGGCUAUAAAGAAGACCCGUUUGUGUUCCUAACUGCAGAUGACCCUGUCUUCAACACUAUACAAUCGUUCUAUGAUCUGUCUCCUGACUUCCCCAAGCUCAACGUUCUCACCAGGACGCACGAGGGCAAGAAGAGACACCUGUACAUGGUGUCCAAAGAGCUGCGCAACGUGCUGUUCAACAACAGCGAGCGCAUGAAGGUCAUUAACACUGGGGUGAAGGUGUGGUCUCGCAACAGUGAUGGAGAGGAGUUUGGCUGUGCUUUCAGGCUGGCUCAGGAGGGUAUCUACACUCUUCAGCCGUAUAUCCGUUCCAGGAUAGUCAGAGUGAGCAUGGAGGACACCAGAGUGCUGCUGACGCAGGAGAACCCCUUCCUCAGCAAGCUGCAGGACGACGCGCAUGCCCAGGCCAAGCAAAUGGGAAUGGGCAGCAUAGUGUUGAAGUACAUCCCAAACCUGAAUAACCCCUUAGAGCCUCAGUGUCCCAUCCAGCUGUGCGGCUGGAGGGGAAAAACGUCCAUUCGAGCCUUCGUCCCCCGCAACGAGCGGUUCCAUUACCUGAGAAUGUUGGGCGUGGAGGUGUUCAGAGAUAAGCAGGGCCUUGGGCAGAAAAGGAGGGAUGGUGCGAAGGAAGAGAAGGAGGAGGAGGCAAAGGAUGAUGUGGAAAAAAACGCAGAGGCACCACUGGAAAAAGGAGAGCUGAAGCAUGGUGAUAAAAAUGGAUCACUGGAACCAAAGACUGAGAGCGGAAACAAGGAGAGUAGCACCUGAAAGACUUGAAGGAAGAACAGCAGAUUGUUGACUGAUUGGAGCUGCAAGUGCUGUUCUCCAGGUCCCAAACCACAUGAUGCUGUAGAAGAGCGUAAUGUGCCUCUGGUCACCACUGGACCAGCGUCCUCUCAGUUAUGGAUUCCUUUGGGAGGUUUCAUUUCGGCUCCCCUGUAGGAGUCACAUUUUUAGUUAAAGGACUUGUAUUAUUUUUAGUCUGGUUUUUGUUGAUGUUUUAUCUAGCAUAACCCACUGAUAAAGUGGCAUAUUUUUCUUUAUUAUAUUUUAAAUACCCGUCACCUAAUCUUUCACUGUAAAUCAGAAGUACAAAGUUAAUUAAAAAUGUUGACAUUUAGCUUCGUGAUGUUUUACAUGGUUGCACUUCAUGAGCAUCGCAGGACUGUUUGGUUGUAAUCAGGAACAUUAAAACAUGUCAAAGAUGAUGUGAACCUGAA
This is a messenger RNA of Girardinichthys multiradiatus, 2936 nucleotides long. RefSeq names its product NOP2/Sun RNA methyltransferase 2 (gene nsun2). The record is from RefSeq and is a predicted model, not a curated record. Gene Ontology annotation, molecular function: tRNA binding; tRNA (cytidine-N5)-methyltransferase activity. The transcript is spliced from 19 exons. Gene Ontology annotation, cellular component: cytoplasm; nucleus. Lineage: Eukaryota; Metazoa; Chordata; Actinopteri; Cyprinodontiformes; Goodeidae. The coding region runs from base 196 to 2484 and encodes 762 amino acids. Gene Ontology annotation, biological process: tRNA methylation.